AUGGACAACACCAUGGCCCUCUUCUUGCUCUCUCUGCUGCAGAUUUUCAGUGCAGGGACAGCAGCUCCUCUACCAGGGGACAUAGUCACCAUGAGGUCUAAAAUCAAACUGAACGCUGAACAGCUGGUGUACAAGAUAGAAAGAGACUUUCAGGUCCCCAUGGGUCUGACAUUGAGCCCACCUACAGAUAACGUGGAUGGACUUUACUCCAUAGUGAUGGUUCUAGAGGGCUACGAGAGCCUGCUCUCUGACACCCUCGAUGGGCUUCCCCAGCUGAAGCAGGAGGUCUCUUCGCUGAGAGGAUACCUCGAUCACUGGAAGCAGGGACUCUGCACCGAGCAGCGGCCGAAGCCCCCGGUGCAGGGGCGGCUGGCUGAGCUGCAGAGCCGCAAAGAAUAUAUCCACACUGUGAGCAUUGAGGCCGUCAUGGGACUGAAGGAGUUCCUCAACCAGCUGCUGAAGAACCUGGAUCGUCUUGAGACUUGUUGA
Molecule: messenger RNA, 489 nt
Organism: Myripristis murdjan (pinecone soldierfish)
Lineage: Eukaryota; Metazoa; Chordata; Actinopteri; Holocentriformes; Holocentridae
Product: leptin-like
Exons: 2
Coding region: 1-489 (162 amino acids)
Source: RefSeq, a predicted model, not a curated record